This is a messenger RNA of Octopus bimaculoides (California two-spot octopus), 2479 nucleotides long. Its product is annotated as coatomer subunit delta. The record is from RefSeq and is a predicted model, not a curated record. Gene Ontology annotation, biological process: endoplasmic reticulum to Golgi vesicle-mediated transport; retrograde vesicle-mediated transport, Golgi to endoplasmic reticulum; Golgi localization. NCBI's taxonomy places the organism in Eukaryota, Metazoa, Mollusca, Cephalopoda, Octopoda, Octopodidae. Gene Ontology annotation, cellular component: COPI vesicle coat.
UUCGUCGCCGACCCUUCGUAUUCAAUUCAUUGACGUGGCUUCCGCCAUAAUAGCACUAUAUGUCUUGAGAUCUGAGCCAAGACACAGAAUACUGGAAUUGUCUGGCUCUUUGUUGUCAUUGUUUUCUCCUUAUAAACAACAAUGGUUCUCUUAGCAGCAGCAGUUUGUAACAAGAGUGGCAAAGCCAUAAUUUCUCGACAGUUUGUCGAGAUGACAAGGGCCCGAAUUGAAGGUCUUCUGGCUGCCUUCCCCAAACUAAUGAGCAGCGGCAAACAACACACAUUUGUGGAGACAGAGAGUGUAAGAUAUGUGUAUCAACCUCUGGAGAAACUUUACAUGUUACUUAUCACUACAAAAGCCAGUAAUAUUCUUGAAGACUUGGAGACCCUUCGCCUCUUUGCUAAAUUGGUAAGUUCCUUUGGCAGAAUUCUGCUUUAUGCAUGGCAUAUAAUGCCUCAAUACUUAUUUGUUUUUGGAAUUUGCUGUGCAUUACCCUCGUCCUCCAUUCUGUUACAGACUCAAGAGAAAGAGGCUCGUGACACAAUGAUGAAGAAGGCUGAAGAAUUACGCCGCAUGAAGACAAAAAGUGGUGGCAGCAACAUGCGGUCACCUGGAUUUGGUGGAGGCUUUGGUAGUAACAGCACUGGGGGUCGUAUGGAAUCUCCCAUUAUUGAUACCACUAUUAAUGACACUGUUAAAUCAUCAUACACUGCUCCUAGCAAACCAUUGGGUCCAAGUAAAGCGAUGAAACUUGGUAGCAAGACUAAAGAUGUUGAUUCUUUUGUGGAUCAACUCAAAUCAGAAGGCGAGACUGUCACCUCAAGCAACCAUUCCUCAUCUACUAUAAACAAGGUCUCUACACCAGCUGUUAACCAAGAAAGUGUCCAUUUGCGAAUAGAAGAGAAAAUAGUUGUACAAGCUGGGCGUGAUGGUGGCUUACAGAAUUUGGAAGUGUUUGGUUUAGUGAAGUUAAAGGUUACAGAUGAGAAGUUUGGAAAAAUCAAAGUUGCCGUUUUGAAUAAUGAUACCAAAGGAAUUCAACUUCAGACCCAUCCCAACAUUGACAAGAAGUUAUUCAGUACUGCAUCCUACAUUGGUUUAAAAAAUGCUGAGAAACCAUUUCCUUUACACCAAGAUAUUGGAGUCUUAAAAUGGCGUUUCCAGACACAAGAUGAGGCUCUCAUUCCUUUGUCAAUAAAUUGCUGGCCCUCAGAAACUGGAUCUGGCUGUGAUGUCAACAUAGAAUAUGAACUGGAACAGCAGAACUUAGAACUAAAUGAUGUUGUUAUAAGCAUACCAUUGCCGUCAGGCGUUGGAUCUCCAAUUGUUGGCGACUGUGAUGGAAACUAUACAUAUGAGCGCAGCAGCAACCAGUUGCUAUGGAACUUACCACUUAUUGAUGCUGCAAAUAAGUCUGGCAGUAUGGAAUUCAGCAUUGGUGGACAUCCAGAGGAUUUCUUCCCUGUCAAAGUGUCUUUUGUCUCCACAAAAUCGUACUGUGACAUUCAGGUCUCUGAAGUGAUCACCACAGAUGAUGAACCUGUGAAAUAUUCUUCUGAAGUCGUAUUCUACGUUGAUAAAUAUGAAAUUGUGUAAAGGACAUCAGCUGCUUGCUUUGAUUGGGGUGGGGUUCACUUAAGUCUCUCUUUCUUUCUCUCUCUCUCUCACAUAUAGACACACACACACACACACACACAUACACAUUCUUUCUGUCUCUUCCCUUUUCUCACAUACACACAAAUGCACACACACACACACACACCUCACUAUCUCUCUGUCUCUUUAUAUAUGCACACACAUAACUACAUUCAUUUAUAUGUGUGUGUUUAACUAUAGAUAUAAUUAAGCACAUUUAUGUGUGUGUGUGUGUGUGUGUAUAUAUAUAUAUAUAUUUACAGCAUGCAUGUGUGUAUGCUUCUAUAUAUUGAAAGCAUGUAUGUGCAUGCACAUGUACAAAUAUAUAGACACAUAUAUACAUAUACAUACACAAUGAUUCAGAUAAGAUUUUAUUGCUACAGAAGAUAGAAAAUUUUGGUUAUUUUGUUGUUUUUUUAGUCUUGGUAGUGUGUGUGUGUGUGUCUGUCUGUGUGUGUGUGUGUGUGUAGUUUGUGUGAGUGUGUCUGUGUAUAGGUAUGCAGCUGUUACGGUUGAGGCAGAAUACUGGUGGUGGUGGUAGUGAUGGUGGUGACUGUGCAAGGUGUGUUCAAUGAGUUUGUUAAUUGAUCAACAUUCUCAACUUGUGUUGUCAUAUCAAUAAUUGAUAAAGAAUGUAACAGUUUAUUAUUAUUAAUCAUUAUUAUUAUUAUUAUUUUCUCUUGGAAAUCUGGGACCGAACAUUUCCACUUCAAACACUCACCACCAUCACCACCACCACACCAUAAUACUAUUACUACUACUAUUAAUAAUAAUAAUAAUAAUGAUGAUGAUAAUAAUAUUAAUGGCUACUGAUGCUGAAUAAAUCUUCCUCUGCACUUUCUAA